AUGUCUACUAAAGUCAACGUCGAGCGGCCUUCCGAUAAUCUGGCACAUGCUAUGGCGGGUGCAGGCGGAGGCCUCCUCUCCAUGGCACUCACGUUUGUCCAAAGAACUUCUAAAAUCCGAUUUGAAUCAUCGCGUGCUCAUUCUGAUUUUCUUGAUGCUGUUAGAGGUAUCGUACGUCGUGAGGGAGUGUCUGGCUUAUAUUCAGGCCUGACUUCAGCUCUAUUUGGAAUCAGUGUUACGAAUUUCGUGUAUUACUACUGGUACGAGCUCACUAGAUCUAGCUUCGAAGUAGCUGCUCUCAGAUCAGGUCGACAUCCAAAGAGGCUCACAACUGUGGAGAGUAUGGUUGCUGGAGCUAUUGCCGGGAGCACAACGGUGCUGUUGACAAAUCCAAUAUGGGUCGUCAACACACGGAUGACUAUUCGAAAGCAAAACAACGCGUCGACUAAAGACUUAGUAAUUACGCAGUCACCUUCUACCCUUGGUACUCUGGUGGAUCUGAUUAAGAAUGACGGUCCGUUAGCUUUAUUUGCUGGCGUCGCGCCGGCUCUCAUUUUAGUCAUCAAUCCAAUUCUGCAAUAUACUAUCUUUGAGCAGCUCCGAAAUAUGCUACAGCAAAAAAGGAGGAUGACGCCAACGAUUGCGUUCUUGCUUGGCGCUCUGGGCAAGCUCUUUGCUACUACUAUCACAUAUCCUUACAUUACUCUCAAAAGUCGCAUGCACGUGGCCGGCCGUGAUGGAGAUAGGUCUAGUAUGGUGGAUACUAUCAGGAGAAUUCUACGAGAGGAAGGGUAUCUUGGUUUCUACAAGGGUGUUGGUCCUAAAGUCGCUCAAAGUGUUAUUACGGCAGCUUUCUUAUUUGGGUUUAAAGAUAUUCUCUAUAAACAAACAAUUAAACUACGUCGACAAAUACAGCUACCAGCAGCUUAA
Molecule: messenger RNA, 930 nt
Organism: Blumeria graminis f. sp. triticale
Lineage: Eukaryota; Fungi; Ascomycota; Leotiomycetes; Helotiales; Erysiphaceae
Source: the annotation of a GenBank genome assembly